AUGAGGGAGCGGCUCCGCGGAGCGGGUAGCCAUUGGGCGCGCGCGCAGAAAACGUAUCUCCGGCGGCUGCGUAGUAGCUGCAGGCGUCGCAGCCCCUACAUUGAAGAGUCAGUAGGUUCGCCUGCACCGCCAGGAGGAACUGCUCCCGCGGCUCAGUCCGUGCUCCGGACCGCCGUCCGUGUCCGGGCCCUCCGGCCCUCCCGCGCUGCGAACCCGGCGGAGCCCAGAUGGUGGACCCGCGCUGUGCUCGGCUACGCCUCCCUCCCGGCGCCGAGGCGCCAGCGGCGCCUACCUCGUCCGCUGGGCCCCCGGCGCCGCACUCGCCGCUUCGCGACUCUCCCGCGGCGGACGGAGGGCGGCGAUCGACUCGCACGUAGAGCCGCCGCCACGGCCGUACCUGCGCCCGUCCAGGUCGGCCGCCUCCAGCCUGGCGCCGUCGCGCGGCGCGACCAGGAACCCCGAUGCGGCCGCGGCGCGUGCGGCCGCCUGUCCCCCGCCGACCGCUUCGCCAAGGCCGCCGAGAGCCCGGCCGGGAAGCGGCUCCGGCCGCCGGGGACCUGCGGCGGAGCGUCCAGAGCGGGCCCCGCUUCAGGGGUGAAGGCGACAGCGACGGCUCUGUGGGCCCCAAGUUUCAUACCCUUGUGGUGUGAGAAGCUGCAUCGUUUUUGGGGGCUCGUCCGGGAUAACUUCGGAGGUUCCCUUCAUCUUGGAUGCAUUCGUCUGUGCAGAGAAAACUGCUACCUAGAUGGGUCCUGCUGCAUAUGGCAGGUCAAUCACUACCACCCCAGCCAGUCAGAGCGAGUCUGCAUGCAGCAAGUGGGUCUCUGCCUCUGGGCCUCCAUGCCUACACAGCCAUCCCACACAGCCAUCCUCUGGGGCUCUGACCUCAGCGCUGCCACCACUCCAGCCUCUGCUCUGCUCUCCUGCAGCCUCGCCGUCGCCGCCGUGUCACCGUGUCACCCAGAGCACUGGGUGGAGCUCUUUCUAUAGAGUCAAUAGCAACAUAUUGCCCACAUGAGUGGUGAGCUAGCCGACUAGGCCCAGGUGAGAAUCCUGGCCACAGGAACUUUCAUUUUAUCCACACUUAACACAGUCUUUAGCGAACAUACAAUAACUCAGCCCACCUUGGAGGCAGGGAGGGCAGUCUUAACUGAUAUGCUCCCCAACCAGGAAGCUGCUCUCCUGGUGGGAAUCCAUCAGAGCAGGGCGUUUCUUGUGUUAAGCUAAUUUUGCAUAAUGACCUGGAGGGCUGAUAAGAAACUUCGUGUCUCAUCUUGAGACCACUUCACAGGUCCACACCCCUAGCCCUUUGUCACAUUCCUGAAAAUUCCUUCCAAGGGGGAGCCCCCACCCUUUCGGUGCGCCUCCCUCUCUGAGGUAGCCCACACUCCCCUCUCUCUGAGUGUGCACUUUCUCUCUGUAAAUAAAACUUUUACAUGUUCUUCACUGCUGCGUCUCUGCCCCUCAGUUCUUUGCUGCGGCGGGGACAAGAACCCAG
Molecule: messenger RNA, 1498 nt
Organism: Manis pentadactyla (Chinese pangolin)
Lineage: Eukaryota; Metazoa; Chordata; Mammalia; Pholidota; Manidae
Exons: 4
Coding region: 1-990 (329 amino acids)
Source: RefSeq, a predicted model, not a curated record